Molecule: messenger RNA, 9067 nt
Organism: Siniperca chuatsi (mandarin fish)
Lineage: Eukaryota; Metazoa; Chordata; Actinopteri; Centrarchiformes; Sinipercidae
Gene: ahctf1
Product: AT hook containing transcription factor 1
Exons: 40
Coding region: 253-8055 (2600 amino acids)
Source: RefSeq, a predicted model, not a curated record
CCAACGCGGGCGAAGAAGAAAUGCAUGGAGCAUUUUCCAACCGUGGAAAUGGCGCUUAGAGGUGUAGACGCCUGAAGUCAGAGGGAGCAUCUUGUGCUGGUCAGACAGUUGAAGCGCGCAGAGGGCUCUACGCAUGAGUUGUACUUUGAAAAGCAGCGGAUUAUGACAGAGGAGAGAAGGAAUCGGGAGAUUCGUCAAGGAAAACUAAACAUUCGUGGCUCUGAUAAAGCCGUCAGCAUCGGACAGUGAACAAUGCAUGACCUGACUGCCCAAGUCACCAGCAGCCUGCUGCCUUUUCCAGGAGUGACUAUAGAUGCUCUGGGGGAGGAUGAGAUCACUCUAGACUCUGUGCUACUCGGGAAGUUCACUGUUGGCCGCAGCGGGCUGGCCUGGCUGGCCUGUGGCCCCCAUCUGGAGGUUGUCCAUGCGGUGACAGGCGAACGGCUGUCUGCGUACUGCUUCAGUGGUGGAGGCGAGCACCCACCCACUGUCCUAGCUGCCAGGGACUUCAGCUGGCUCAAACGGUCUGGAUUGCUGGUUGGCAUUGAGGAAACAGAGGGCAGCGUGCUUUGUCUUUAUGACUUGGGACUGUCAAGGGUGGUCAAAGCUGUGGUUAUACCAGGCAGGAUUACAGCUAUUGAGCCGUUAGUGAGUUAUGGUGGAGCAAGCACUUCGACCCAUCAUCUUCACCAGAGUCUGCGCUGGUUAUUUGGCAUUGCGGCCAUAGUAACGGAUCUCGGUCAUGUUCUCCUUGUGGACCUCUGUCUCGACGACCUGUCCUGCAGCCAAAGUGAACUGGAGGCUUCAGACCUGCAGGUAGUAACCAAGUCUCCUGCAGAGAUCCCCAGGCUUAGAGAAGUCAGCACCAGACAGGGCAGACAUCUUUGUCUCCAGCUGAAUGGACCCAGUGGAGUUGGAGCCACAGCUCUGCAGUACAUCUCCAGGACCAACCAGCUGGCAGUGGGAUUUUCUGAUGGACACUUACAGCUGUGGAACAUGAAGGCUCUAAAGAAGGAAUACCACUCCCAGUUAGAGGGUGGCAGAGUGCCUGUGCAUGCCUUCACCUUCCAGGAGCCAGAAAAUGAUCCCAGGAACUGUUGCUACCUCUGGGCUGUCCAGUCUUCUCAGGAACUCGAGGGAGAUAUGGUUAGCCUCCGCCUGCUUCAACUGGCCUUCAGUGAAAGGAAGUGUCUAGCUUCUGGGAAGAUCCUCUAUGAGGGUCUGGAGUACUGUGAGGAACGUUACAGUCAGGAGUUAAGUGGCACAGCUUUCCCUCUCAGGGCCCAGGCCACCAACACCCGUCUGCUGAGUUGCCAGACCAUCGAAAAGUUCCGACCCCAUCCUGACAGGGAUGACAGUAUGAACGAAGUUGCAUCUCCAGACACCAGUGUGUCUAUCUUCAGCUGGCAAGUGAAGGCCUAUGGUCAAGGAACACCAUCUACCUACAUCGGGGUGUUUGACAUCAACCGUUGGUACCAUGCACAAAUGCCAGACUCUUUAAGAACUGGGGAGUCUCUGCAAGAUUGUCCCUAUCUGGCAGUUUGGUCUCUGGACCCAAUGGUGCAGAUGGUGUCUGCACACGUCCUCCUGGAUGUGGUGGUGCACGACCGCAGCCUGAGCAGGGGCCUGCCCUUCACCUGCCCCCCACCAGAACAGUACUUUAACCCCACCACAUAUAACUUUGAUGCUACCUGCUUGAUCAACUCUGGAAUUGUGCACUUAACCUGCUCUGGGUAUCAGAAGGAGACCCUGAGCUUUUUGAAGAAAGCUGCUCCUUGUUCCAGUGACAUCAUCUCCACUAGUUACUCUCGCUGCCUCAUGUCUGGCCUACUCUCAUCUCGCCUGGCUGACACCCAGGCCUCCAGCCUCUCUCAGGAGGAGCAGCUGGAUGCCAUCUUGUGCACAGCAGUGGAGACCAGCUCCUUGGGAAUGAUCACUGGCUGUAUCAAGCAGUGGACCGCAGAAGAACAACCAGGCUCUGCACUGAAUCUGCGCUACAUCCUGGAUUGGGCCUGGAACAAAGUAGUCCAGACUAAGGAGGAACUGGAUGGCAUCUGUGCACCGCUGUUUGACAGCUCAUCCAACUUCACAGAUCCUCAGACCAUGCAGCUGCUACAGCACAGCCAGAGACUGCUCGGUAACCUCAGUAUCAUCUUCCACUGUCUGCUCAGUGAAGCUCAGGAGCUCACACAAAAAGGCCUGGUGGGUCUGAUGAACAAGAACAUGGUGUCCAGUCUGAUUUCCAAGUAUGCCCAGGUGGUGCUCUGGUUCUGUCGUACUGGUCUACUGCCUGAAGGAUCAGACGCUGACGCUCUCCAGAUCUCCAGGCCUUUCUACACUCACUCGGUCAUCAGCAACUAUUAUACUAUACGCAGGGAGGAGCUCACCAGGCUGGCUAAGGGCAAGUGGUGUGCAGACUGCCUAAUGAUUGACGGUUUGGUUGGCCAGUGUGGUGAAUGCUUGACCGACCUGUGGAAAAGGGACGAGGGUGGGACAGGGCAAUACCCACCACCUACAUUGCAUGCAUUAUUGGACAUUUAUCUACUGGACAGCAUUGAUGAAUCUGCCAAGCAUGCAAUUGUGAUUUACCUGUUGCUGGAUGUCAUGUACUCCUUCCCCAAUAAGGAGGGCGCAUCAGUGGAGUCUUUCCCCACAGCUUUUGCCAUCCCUAUUGGACUGGUGAAACUAGUGCAAGGCCUCUGGUUGCUGGACCAUCAUGACCACCAGAGUUCAUUCGAGCUGCUCCUGCAUCCAGCUGCCUCUCAGUGUCAGUUUGAGUGGCAGCACGAGCGUGUCUUGCAAGCCCUGAUGUGCCAGGGCCAACACUCAGUGGCUCUACGAUACUUCCACGUUACAAAGCCCCCAAUUUCAUCCACCUCCCAGGCCAAACUCUGCCUGUCUGUACUGCUACACAACAGGUGUCUCGUAGAGGCGUGGUCCUUACUUCGGCAGCACUCUAAUCGCCUCAACAUGGGUGAGCUGCUGGGCUUCCUGUAUGAGAGCUGCCAGGAGCUGGGCCUCAUGAAGGAGCUGCUCAAACUGCCCCUGGGCCUCACUGAACAGGAGUGUUUGGAGAAGUUUCUCCAGGGUACAGGGGGUCUCCAGAACAGAGAACUGCUGAUGGUUCAUUACCUUCAGCAGGCCAACUACAUUCCUGCCCUGCAGCUCAACCACAACCUCAAAAUGAACCUGGUGAAUGAGCGAGACCCAAAGCUUAAAGAACGGUCCAACACCAGGAACUCUAUAUUGGAUCAGUAUGGCAAAAUUUUGCCUAGAGUCCAGAGGAAACUGGCGAUGGAGAGAGCAAAGCCCUACCAGCAUUCCUAUGCCAUCCACAGAGAAGUUUCCCGGCCACAGCCACUGUCAACCAUCACCAAGCGCUCUGCCAGUGAGAAGGUGAUGUCGAGGGCCGGCUUCAUCAACAAUGUCCUGACCAAGAUUGAGGAGGUGUGGUUAGGCAAAGGAGCUACACCACAGUCCUCCCCAGCCAAGAGCCCCAGGGCAGCUGAUGUUCAGAGCCCCAAGCCCUCCUCCUUGGCCCUUCCUGACCCCUUCCUGGGAACUCCAAUCACCAUGACCUCCAAACGAAAGUCAAGGCUGAUGGACUUGGUGGUUCACCCCUCCUGUCAGACCCCUCGCCCUCUUCUCAGCCCUCCAAGACCCCCCAGCUCCUGGGUUUCUCCAAAGAGCACCAUGAAGGCCCCUGAAUUCAAUCUGCUGCAAACACCGCAGGUUGUCAAGCGAGCUCGGGCCUUGGCUGCUUCUGGCCCUGUGUUCUCAGCCUUCACUCCCCAGUCCAUCCUACGCAGCAGCCUGAGGCCCACACCCGUCGUCACCCCUUCUGCUUCUCCAGGACGCUCCAUCACCCCCCCACUCCGCAGCAAAGAGAGCCGGAUCACCUUCAUCGAAGAGGCAGAAUCUCCUCAACCAGAGAAGGGCAUCCGAUGGACCAAUGGGAUGGCAGCAGACAGUGAGAUUAGCUUGCUGACCAGAGGCUCCAUGCUAUCCAAGGCUGCACGUAAGACCUGGUCCCCAGAGCCCGCUGAGGAGGAACAGGAUAGAGAUGAGGAAGGGGAACAACCUCAUGUAAAGUUCGUGCCUCCAGAAGGUGGUAUUCCCUCACCACAGCUGAGAUGCUUUGAGAGCAAGUCAUCCUCCAUCCAUGAAGUCGCUGCAGAAAGCAGACCAUCAGAUGCAGCGCAAGCACAACUUAGCUUGAGUUUUGACGCCAGCCAGGCAUCUGUCCGUUCAACAGACACCACUCUAGAGUACUAUGAUGCACCUCUCUCAGAAGAGCAGGAAACAGAGGAGAACCAUACAGCUACAGAGAAAGAUGAAGAGGUAGUGACAAUGAACAUCAAAGACCUAAUUGAAAAGGAAGAACCAGAGGAAACGCCCUCACCAACCACUGAGCAAACCCCACUCCUGGCAUCAGAGAAUCUAGAACGGGAAGAAUUGGAGGUGACGGAAGACGAAAUAUUUGAGGAUGUGAUAGAGAUUGGUCAUGAACUGGAAUCUAAAAACGUGGAAGAAGUUCAGUCUGAAAAGGAGGAUAAACAGGAUGUUGAGUCAAGUUGCGAGCAAGAACAUGCUGCAACUCUUGACCAAGAGGAGACGUUUAGUCACAAUCAAGUUUGUACCCAGGUAACUGAGAACACAAUCUCUGGCACUGAGGUCGAAUAUCAGGAUCAACCAGCGACAGCCACAGGCCAGGACGUCCAGUCAGAGGCCACUGAACCCACAGAGUUCAUUGAGCACCUGAAACCAUCUGGAGCCACUGAAUCUACAAAUAACGCAGAAGAGGAGCUGGAGCAAUCAACAGAUCUAACAGAGUUUGUGCAGAGACAUCUGUUUGGCAGUGAUUUGUCUCCUCCGCUCACCCGCUCAGGAAUCCACAACGCAUCACAGACCCAGACAUCCUUCAACAGUGAGUCACUGGGUGAGGUUGAAGAGGAGGAGCAGGCAGCUACUGAAGCUCCUCCAGUGUUCACUAGCCAAAAAUCUACUGCCUCUGUGACGUCCUCCGAGCCAACUGGCACAGACUCCCACUCUGUUGUGAGUCUAAACGAUAGUGAAGAGCUUUCUAGCCCCGUGUCUGAGGAAGAAGACGACGAGGAGGAGUCUGAUCAAGCUGAAGAUGAAGAAGAGGAGGAGGAGGAGGAGGAGGACUCUGGUAGUGAGGUGGAGAUCAUUGAGGAGGUCCAGGGUAAUGGGAGGCUGCCGCCCCUCCAACCCAAUUCAGUCUUUGUACAACAGGGACACACACACUUCCUGCCAAGUCUAUCAGAGCAGGAGGCUGCCGAGUUCUCUCUGAUCACACCUGGUGCAGAGAUGAAGAUUGUAGAGGAAGACAUGGAGGGUGAGGUGGUGAUGGUGAGGCUCGGGGCAGAUGAAGAAGUGAUGGAGGCAGAUGAGGUUGAAGAGCAAGGAUCAUCAUACAUGGAGCUCAAACCCUCUACCACUCUCCUGGUACCCCUGGAGCUUAUGGAGGGGCAGGGCGGCCUGGUGGAUAAUUCUCAGCUGGGUCUUCCUGUGCUUCAGCAAACAGAUGACCUGAGGACUGAAGCUCACGGCGGCUUCUCUCUGAUGCUGGAUAUGGACGAGGAUGGUGAUAAAGAGGCAGACACACUGCCUAUGGAGAAUGAUCUGCAAUUCUCUGACCCCCCCAUCCUAUCUCCAGCAGUGGAUGAACUUUUGGAGGCUAGUGAUGAAUUUAUGGCCGAACCUGAGAUUAUUAUUUUAGGCACAGAUGAUCAGGAUCCUCCUGUGUCUGGAGAAGCCUCCGAAGAGGACCAGAGGAAAGAAAUGGACAUCUUGGAUGGAGUUGACAUAGAUGGACCGACUUGUAACUCAGAACUUGUAAAACUUGUUGACCAAGCUGACCUACAAACUGAAAAUCCUGAGGCAAACCAUGAGACAGAGGAUGCUAAAGAAGAGAGGGAUGCAGAGUUAGUAAUUUUGGCUGAAGAACAUCAACUUGCAGGUCUUUCAAUGUCUGAGCCAACUCCAUUGGGAGGUCUCCCAGCAGUUGUAGAUGACAAAGACUCUACGGCAGAGAAAGAUGCUGCUGAGGAGGAGAUGGAAGACGAGGUGGACAAACCGCACACCACACCACCUGCUGAGGAGCAGGACACCCCAAGGCCUGCUGAGGAGCAGGACACCCCAAGGCCUGCUGAGGAGCAGGACACCCCAAGGCCUGCUGAGGAGCAAGAAGAGCCUGAAGAGAAUGGGCCUGUUAAUAUGGACACAGAGAUUGUCCCCAGCGCAGAGACAGUGAUUGUUCUGGAGGAGAAGCAGCAGGGCCACAAAGCCUCAGCAGAGACAGAAGAGGAUGACAGGGAAGAAAUUACGACUGAGAAAGAAACAAAAAAAAGAACCAGGGGAAGACCAAGAAAACAUAAAGAUGUUGAAGAAGAGAAACCUGUGUCAAAUAGCCACCCAGAGGAACCGCCUGUGCCAGAGACCCCCACUUCUCAGAGGAAAAAGAAAGCUCCUUCCACCCCAACACGCAGGACCACAAGAGGGAGGACAGUUACCUUUAUCUCUCCCCUCCUGGAGGAAGCAGAGGAGGAUGGAAAAGUAGAGGAGGCAGAAACGGGCACUCUGGUCCCGGCCUCACCUAGUCGUACACCCAGAAAAAGCAAACAGAACAAAGAAAUCAAAGUCCGAGCUAGCACACCCCGAAGAAGUACUCCAAAAGCUCAGCCGGAGCCUCCUAAAGACGAGGUUGAAGAGGGGGUGGCCAUGGAUGAUGACACCACAGUUGCAUCAACCUCCAAGGCCUCUUCUCCAGCCAGACGGCGGGUUUCCCAAAGGGCCACGUCAACAAGGACCAGCCAAAGGUCCCAAAGUGAGGAGGUGUCUGCAACCACAGAGGUUGAAUUCAAAGAAGACCAAAAGGAUGAGGUCACACAUACAAAGAUUUCUAGACAAACAAGCUCCAAGACUCCUACACCAGCCAAAUGCAGAACCACUCAAGGAAACACUCCGAGGAGGUCCAGCAGAAGGAUAUUGAGUAGCAGUGAGGUGUUGUCAACACCAUUAGAGAUCUUAAAAGAAGAGAAGGAACAGGAGGAGGUCAAACACAACUCCAGGAAAACUAAGACAGAAUCAUUAGAGCCAGCCCUGCUGGAGGAGGAGAACAAAAAACAGCAACUUUCCAGCCCCGGCAGGACGACUAGACAGUCCAACCGGAUUACCCUAAACGUUUAUCCACAAGUGAAACUGGUUCCUGUAUCACUUCCUCAGAGUGCAAGAAAGACGAGAGGAGAGACAAUUACUGAAAAUAUAAAAGAAAGUGAGGCUCUACCUGAGCCUGCACUUAACAGCAACACUGGUCACACCAACUCCGUUCGUCCAACUAGAAACAAACUCUGGGAUUACCCUGAGGAAGACCUUCCCUUACUGGACUCGCCAUUGGAGGUGAAUUCUGAAACCCCUGUCGCAGAUGCCCUCAUCAAGAGACUUCAGGAUGAGGAAGAGAAGCAGGAAGGAGGAGUAGUCGUCACAAAGAUGGUAAGAACUAGCAAGAGGGGCACAAAGUCGUCUGUGGGGCAGGUUCACUCAUUGCUUCCUGUGAAAGACGGCCUGGUCCCCGAACCCGAGGAGGACGAGUCUAGUCCAGGCGAGCACUCAUUCAUCUACUCCCCCUCGCGAAGAAGAACAAGAGCUAAUAGAGCGGAGUCUCCUGGCCUGAGUGAAGGGUCUGCAGCGCCUGUCACUCGAAGCAGGAGAAGAGUUGUCAAAGAUGCCUCUGCUGCUCCUCAUGAUGAAACUGCCGUGGAAGAAGAUCACGUGGAAGUGGAGAAAGCAGAAGGUGUUUCUAAGAGCAGAAAAACAGGCAAACGAGCAACCAAAUCCAAAGUAGUUUCAGAGCCGCCUCCCAUAGCAGAGGUGGACCUGAUCUCGCCCCUGCCCAGCCCUGCUGAUCCGCUCCCGCGAGCACAGAAGAGGAUUAAAGAGGGAGAGGCCCCAAUCUCGAGCAUGAACCUUCGACGCAAACGCAUAAUGGACACCGUUUUCACAAAACCUGUCACGCGGAGGAAGAAACUUUAAGGGGGUUGGUGGUGGUUUGAACCAGUGAGCCUCAGACAGCCACCAGAAGAUUUGAACCAACUCGUUCAGAAGCUGUCAAAUAAAAGUGUAUGCCUAAACUCAUGAUGGUUCUAUUUCCUCAAAUGCCUCACAGUGCUGCGGUUGUCUUUUGUAUAUUGACUUCCCUGUAGGACAAUAAAAUAGAAACAAUAUAGGCAUGAAAAUAUAUUUUUGGGACAAAACACACUGGUGGAUAGCAGUGUGAGAGAGGACUAUAUUUUUAGAGUUUACGUGUCCCGCUCGUACUAACUCGUUUUCACUUGAUAUUGUAUCUGUGGCCAUUUUGUGUUGGACAUUUUGCGAUAUUCCUCGUAAUCAUCUUAAUUCUCUGGGCACCGAUAACGCAAGGGAAAGCAAUCGAUGUGGGCUUUUAGAAGCUCCCAUUAAUAAAACCAGAGAGACUGAACUGAACCUGCCUCUGAUGAAGAGGUUUUAUUUACUUUCUUUUUAAUUUUAAGGUGUUUUUUUUUUUUUUUCUUUUACUUUUAAGAUUUGCUGUUUUUUCUAUUUAAGAAGAAAAGCAACCAACCCAGUGGAGAUAAAAGGUUUCUACUGACAACGUUUGUAUAUAGUCUUUUGCUAUGUUUCAAAUAAAGUUAAUAAAUAAAUCUUAAAGAAUUAUGUUCAUUUUGAAGUUUUAAGUGUCUGGAAUGCAUUUGAUCAUCUAAUCAGACUGCCUAUGCCAUAGUCUUAAAAUUUCAGUCGAUUUGGGGAAUUUUUUGUGAGACUUGUACACUAUUGCCAUCAGAUUUGGACUGUUUUUGUAUGUCAUGGGGAUGUUGUAUAGUGUGAAAGAAACAAAAAAGACUUGCACAGCGGUUUGGUGUUAAAAGCUGUUUUGGGAAAUGUUAAUAGGCUUGUUUAAUUAAAUUUAUGGCAACCACCAUCUGACACAUAGGCUAUUUUCUGAUGAAUGUAUGUAGAAUGUCUUAUUUUUGAUCACUGCUCUUUGAUAAAUAUGGUAAAGCUUGAA